CCAAAUUUCCAGUAUCUAAAAUGCUAGAAUUGAUUAUUGAUUCAAUCGAAUCUUAUUUUUGCUUUAGUCUUGUUUGUUCCGAACCUUCGGAUGUACCAAGACAAGCAAUUGUCUCAUUCGAGAAUGUACAAGCUACAGAGGAAACUAGACCAACUCCGACAUUAAACCCAUACGCUGAUGUGCCAAUAAUCGGACGGUUGAAUAUUGACCUUGAUAAAACUUACUCGCGAUCUACUUGUUUGAUGAAACCUCAAAGAAUUGGUUAUUUUUCUCUGAGAAUCGAUAGAAAAUUGAACAAGGAGAUUUACCUACCUGAUAAAUCACAAUUACGAUACUUGAGCCUUUUAACAAGAGGCCCAAAUGAGUUGAACCUGUUGCAAAAUUUCGACCCUAAAACUGUUUGGUCUCGAUGUCCAAGCGAUCUUCAUAUUCUUCGUUGGUAUAUGGACAACAGAAUCGAUUUUAUUUUGGACGAGACUCUUUCUAAUUUGGAGCCAGAUUUUAUCACCGAUAUUCGUUCUUUAACCACAAUUAUGAGUUCACCUUAUGAUAAGUGGAACGAUUGGGACAUUAUUGGUGUCAAGAUUGGUGACAAAAUUGUUCUUCAUGAAGUGGACACGACGAUGAGAAAAAAUUCAAUUGCUCGUCAAACGGACACUCAAAAUGCUUCGUCCUAUCGACGUUUCAAUGGUAAGAUAUUUUCAACCUACUAUGGUGGACUUCGUGAUUCUUUUCAUGUCAUUUGGCUUUUUCGGCAUUUAUUUCAUAAAUUAUACAACUCUCGCUAUUGUUUCACUAAAAACAAAAGUCAAGUUGACGUCGGCACUGCCACGCCUGGAACUCAAGACUUGUUGGGCUUUGGGCUUUAUCCAUACUCUCUUAUACUAACUUCAUUGUUGUAG
Molecule: messenger RNA, 902 nt
Organism: Panonychus citri (citrus red mite)
Lineage: Eukaryota; Metazoa; Arthropoda; Arachnida; Trombidiformes; Tetranychidae
Exons: 1
Coding region: 21-902 (293 amino acids)
Biological process (GO): NAD-cap decapping; nuclear-transcribed mRNA catabolic process
Cellular component (GO): cytosol; nucleus
Molecular function (GO): mRNA 5'-diphosphatase activity
Source: RefSeq, a predicted model, not a curated record